AUGCUUACGGUUUUCAACAGAAAGCUUAAGCGCUUCUGUUCUAGACUGGGAUGGCCGAUUCGACGCCGUCCCAAGCAAACAAUAGUCAUAAAAAAGUUUGGAAAAUCCAACUCAAGAACAAGAAAUGAAGCAAAUGCGUCAAAUACCACUGGUUCUGCUGUGAUCCAUCCAAGUAAGGAAUCGAGUGGCCUAAAAUCCAAGAAACCGAUAUGUGUUGCCACAUUUAAUGCUGCCCUGUUCUCCAUGGCACCUGCAGUUCCAGAGAUGGAAAAAUCAGCAAGUUUUGAGCCUGGAAAUCAAGGUUUUUUGAAGAAAAAGAAUGGAUUCGAGUAUGAUUUAAGGACGAAAUCUAUGAAUGAUCGUCCGAAAAGUAUAUUAAAGCAAUCUCCAUUGCGUUCAGACUCCAUGGAUUCAUCAGAAAAUCUCUCUAAACAACAGAAGUUUGCGAAAUCAAGAUUGCGGGUUUCAAUCAAUUUACCAGAUAAUGAGAUAUCUUUGAAGAAAAGUGGACACUCGGGCUUUUCUGAAGAGGAAAAAGAGGCAUCCUCAAGGGGGAGUAGUAUUAGUAGAAUCCUGAAAGGGAAGGCUCCGUUGAUAUGCAGCAAAAGUACGCCGUUUAGUGCCAUAAAUGGUGCUGAUUAUCCAAGUUUUAGAAGUACUCGGACCGUUCUUGAUGUUCUAAGAGAGUUGAAUGCAGACAUAUUGGCUUUGCAGGAUGUGAAAGCAGAGGAGGAAAAAGAAAUGAAACCUUUAUCUGAUUUGGCUAUAGCUUUAGGGAUGAAUUAUGUUUUUGCAGAGAGUUGGGCACCUGAAUAUGGGAAUGCAAUUUUGUCCAAAUGGCCUAUUAAGAAAUGGAGGGCUCAAAAAAUCUUUGAUGAAACUGACUUCAGGAAUGUUUUGAAAGCCACCAUUGAUGUUCCUCAGGUAGGAGAAAUCGACUUCUUCUGCACGCAUCUAGAUCAUUUAGACGAGAACUGGCGAAUGAAACAGAUAAAUGCAAUAAUCCAAUCUACGAACAUACCACACGUCUUAGCGGGGGGCCUAAAUUCUCUCGAUGAAACUGAUUACUCCCAAGAAAGAUGGACAGAUAUCGUUAAGUAUUAUGAAGAAAUGGGAAAGCCAACACCCAAACUUGAGGUGAUGAAAUACUUGAAGAGUGAACAUUACACAGAUGCAAAGGAUUUUGCUGGAGAGUGCGAGUCUGUCGUUAUGAUUGCCAAAGGACAAAAUGUACAGGGCACAUGCAAAUAUGGAACUAGAGUCGACUACAUAUUAUCAUCACCUAAUGCAGCAUACAAGUUUGUUCCUGGAUCAUACUCAGUUCUUUCUUCGAAAGGGACUUCUGAUCAUCAUAUAGUGAAAGUUGAUUUGAUGAAAGUAGAUAGCAAUCCUCAACAGCAAUAUGCUCAUAGGAGGCGACGGCAAUCCAAACAGAGAAUUGUGAAGAUAACACAUUCUUCUUCACCAUCAAAGGGUAUAUGGAAAACACAAUCUUGA
Molecule: messenger RNA, 1497 nt
Organism: Fraxinus pennsylvanica
Lineage: Eukaryota; Viridiplantae; Streptophyta; Magnoliopsida; Lamiales; Oleaceae
Source: the annotation of a GenBank genome assembly